This is a messenger RNA of Artibeus jamaicensis (Jamaican fruit-eating bat), 3134 nucleotides long. RefSeq names its product TTK protein kinase (gene TTK). The coding region runs from base 157 to 2739 and encodes 860 amino acids. Gene Ontology annotation, biological process: peptidyl-serine phosphorylation; meiotic spindle assembly checkpoint signaling; protein localization to kinetochore. The record is from RefSeq and is a predicted model, not a curated record. The transcript is spliced from 22 exons. Gene Ontology annotation, molecular function: protein binding; protein serine/threonine/tyrosine kinase activity; protein serine/threonine kinase activity. Gene Ontology annotation, cellular component: spindle; nucleus; kinetochore. Lineage: Eukaryota; Metazoa; Chordata; Mammalia; Chiroptera; Phyllostomidae.
AGCAGCGGGGAAUUUCAAACGUGUUUGCGGAGUAGGCCUUGGAUUCCAUCUUUUCUUCUCUUUUCAGCUUUCUGGCGGUGCGUUCAGCCUCGGAAGUGCACAACACAAGUGUGGCGGUGGCGGCGUACACACAGGCUGUUUGGCCGCGUGGGUGAAAUGGAGGCUGAGGAUUUAAGUGGCAAAGAAUUGACAAUUGAUUCAAUAAUCAACAAAGUGAGAGAUUUUAAAAAUAAAUUUAAAAAUGAAGACCUUACGGAUGAGCUAAGCUUGAAUAAAGUCCCUUCAGAUUCCACAGAUAAUUCAGGAACUGUUAACCAAAUUAUGAUGAUGGCGAACAACCCAGAGGACUGGUUGAAUUUGUUGCUCAAACUAGAGAAAAAUAGUGUCCCCCUAAAUGACGCCCUUUUAAAUAAAUUGAUUGGUCGUUACAGUCAAGCAAUUGAAGCACUUCCUCCAGAUAAAUAUGGCCAAAAUGAGAGUUUUGCUCGAAUUCAAGUGAGAUUUGCUGAAUUAAAAGCUAUUCAAGAGCCGGAUGAUGCACGUGACUACUUUCAGAUGGCCAGAGCAAACUGCAAGAAGUUCGCUUUUGUGCAUAUAUCUUUUGCACAGUUUGAACUAUCACAAGGUAAUUUCAAAAAAAGUAAACAACUUCUUCAAAAAGCUGUAGAAUGUGGAGCAGUCCCACUACAAAUGCUGGAAAUUGCCAUUCAGAAUUUAAACCUCCAAAAAAAGCAGCUGCUUUCAGAGGAGGAAAAAAAGAGUUUAUCAGCUACAGUUUUAAGUACCCAGGAAUCGUUCCCCAGUUCACUUGGACAUUUACGGAGCAGGAACAUCAGCUGUGAUUCCAGAGGACAGACCGCGAAGGCCGGGUUUCCGUAUGGAGAGAAUGUGCCCCCUCAAGAUGCAGACAUAAGUCAUCGAAAUCCCUUAAAACAAACAAACAAAGCUAAACGGUCAUGCCCAUUUGGAAGAGUCCCAGUUAACCUUCUCAAUAGCCCGGAUUGUCAUGAGGAGACUGACGGUCCACUUGUACCAAGUUUUACAAAAAGACGGACUUCUAGAACAGAAUGCCGAGAAGUGGUUGUGCCUGAAUCUAAACCGAGUGGAAAUGAUUCCUCUGAAUUGAGAAAUUUAAAGUCUAUUCAAAAUAUCCACUCCAAGGAACCUCUGGUGUCAGAUGAGAAAAGUUCAGAAGUUAUUACUGAUUCAGUAACUGUGAAGAAUAAAAUUGAAUCAAGUUUUCUAAGAAAAUUAGAAGAAGAACCUAAAGAAGAUCAAGAACCAAAGGUUCCAGAAAGUAACCAGAAACAAUGGCAAUCUAAGAAAAGGUCAAAAUGUGCAAGCCAGAACCCUGCUGCUUCUUCAGAUCAAUGGCAGAUUCCAGAGAUAACCCGAAAAGCUGAUACAGAGAAACAAACCACCUUUGAGCAACCUGCCUGUUUAGUUUCAAAGCAGUCACCGCCUUUGUCAGUACCAAAAUGGAUUGACCGAAAAUCUGCUUGUGAAACACCCAGCAGCAGGGCUUUAGAAGAUUACAUGAGCUGCUUUAGGACUCCAGUUAUGAAAAACGACUUUCCACCAGCUUGUCAGUUGUCAACACCUUACGGACAGCCUGCCUACUUCCAGCAGCAGCCGCAGCAGCCGCAGCAGCCGCAGCCGCUGCAGCCGCAAAUACCCAUUACUCCACUUCAGAACUUACAGAUUUCCUCAUCCUCUUCAACAAGUGAAUGCAUUUUAGUUAAAGGAAGAAUUUACUCCAUUUUGAAGCAGAUAGGAAGUGGAGGUUCAAGUAAGGUGUUUCAAGUGUUGAAUGAAAAGAAACAGAUACAUGCUAUAAAGUAUGUUAACUUAGAAGAAGCAGAUAGCCAGACAGUUGAGAGUUACCGGAAUGAAAUUGCUUAUUUGAAUAAACUACAACAACACAGUGAUAAGAUCAUUCGACUCUAUGAUUAUGAAAUCACAGACCACUACAUUUACAUGGUAAUGGAGUGUGGGAAUAUUGAUCUUAAUAGUUGGCUUAAAAAGAAAAAAUCCAUUGACCCAUGGGAACGCAAGAGUUACUGGAAAAAUAUGUUGGAGGCAGUUCACACGAUUCAUCAACAUGGUAUUGUUCACAGUGAUCUGAAACCCGCUAAUUUUCUAAUAGUUGAUGGAAUGCUAAAGCUAAUUGAUUUUGGGAUUGCAAACCAACUGCAACCAGAUACAACAAGUAUUAUUAAGGAUUCCCAGGUUGGUACAGUUAAUUAUAUGCCACCAGAAGCAAUCAAAGAUAUGUCUUCCUCCAGAGAGAAUGGGAAAUCCAAAUCAAAGAUAAGCCCUAAAAGUGAUGUUUGGUCCUUAGGAUGCAUUUUGUACUAUAUGACUUAUGGAAAAACACCAUUUCAGCACAUAAUUAAUCAGAUUUCUAAAUUACAUGCCAUAAUUGACCCUAAUCAUGAAAUCGAAUUUCCUGAAAUUCCAGAGAAGGACCUUCAAGAUGUGUUAAAGUGUUGUUUAAUAAGGGACCCUAGACGAAGGAUUUCCAUUGCUGAGCUUCUGGCACACCCAUAUGUUCAUAUUCAAACUCAACCAGGUCACCAUAAGGGAACCUCUGAAGAAAUGAAACAUGUUCUGGGCCAACUUGUUGGUCUGAAUUCUCCUAACUCCAUUUUGAAAGCUGCUAAAACUUUGUAUGAGCACUAUAGUAGUGAUGAAGGUCAUGAUUCCUCUUCAUCAUCCAAGACUUUUGAAAAAAGAUGAGGAGAAAAAUGAUUUGGAGCUACUCAGGAACUUUCAAAUAUCACCUGUAAGAUAUAUUGGACUGCUCUGGCCUUGAUUCUGUGGAAAUCUACUCUUGGAGGCUGGGAGACCGGUGGGAAGGUCAUUGGUAGAAAAAUUCAGUGGAUUAUCCUAAAAAAAAAACAAAACCUAAAAAUAAUAACCACUGAUGCAUUGUGUAUAUUAUUGUCACUUAUGCUUCCCUGUCUUUUUGCACUUGAAACAGUGGGUGGAAAACUGAAGUGUAUUCUGAAGACCUAUGUAAAUAAAACUUGGUAGCACAACAUGACACUAAAAUGUUUAAGCUGUAAAAUUAUUUUCUUCUAAUAUAUUGGUGUUGUAGCAAAAUUCUUAAUAAAAUUGGAUUAAGAAUGGAA